Molecule: messenger RNA, 1188 nt
Organism: Colletotrichum acutatum
Lineage: Eukaryota; Fungi; Ascomycota; Sordariomycetes; Glomerellales; Glomerellaceae
Product: Alpha/Beta hydrolase protein
Exons: 1
Coding region: 215-1132 (305 amino acids)
Source: RefSeq, a predicted model, not a curated record
UAUUCCUUGGAAUUCAAAGGCCGUCGACAGAAUGAGAAACUGCCAUUGGCUUGCUAUCGAAGGAUUCGCGUACGUAAUCGCGUCGCAUCCCCAGAUAUGGCUCAGGUGGCGCCCAUAAACAGUCAAGUUGAUUCAACAUCCAGUCUACUAUGGUAUAAUCUGAGACGGUAAAUAGUUCCAGAGGUUCAUCGCACGACAUUUUAUAGUUGUAGUCAUGUCAAAAGACCAAUCUCUCUAUCUCCCAGAUGGACGCACCCUCAGCUACACCACAUUUGGCAUCACCCCACAAUUGAACCAACCAACAAUCUUCCACUUCCACGGCCUCCCAGGCACCCAUCACGAAGGCCAACCCGUCCAUGAAGAAGCCACCAAACGCAGCAUGUGCGUCGUUGCCGUAACACGCCCGGGCUACGGCAGCUCAGCCUUCCAACCCAACCGCACAAUCCUUUCAUUCCCGAAAGAUGUCCUUCACCUAGCAGACCACCUCAAAGUCCAGCGCUUCGCCGUGCUAGGAAUCUCCGGCGGUGCUCCGUACGCCCUCGCGUGCCUUCAUUCGAUCCCAGCACCACGUCUUGCCGGUGUGGCAAUCGUCUCCGGGAUGUUCCCGUCGGAGCUUGGUCUGAGCGGAAUGAUGCUCAUGAACCGCCUUCUCUUCAACAUUGCGCCGUGGUCGCCGGGCCUCAUCGAGGCCAUCGCCGACUGGCAGGUCGGGAAUCUCGCUCGGGAUUCUGAGCACCCGGAGAGGCUCGCUCAAGCGACGGCUGAUGCCUUCAAGAGUCGUCCGGUUGAGGAUCGGGAAGCACUGUACGCUGGUGAUGGCAAGAUCUUGCGGGUAUUGGAGCAGAGCACGCGCGAUGCAUUUCGUGAGAGUAGUCGUGGAUUUGCAUGGGAAGCGAAACUAUUCGGGAGUCCUUGGGGGUUCGACUUGAAGGACUUGGUUGUACAGGAAGGGAAGUUGGCUAUCUGGCAUGCGGGUAAGGAUGUCAACGUCCCAUUGCGGAUGGCUGAGGAGGCGGCGGGGAUGAUUCGAGGUGCAGAACUCAGAGUUAUUCAAGAGGAGGCGCACAUCAGUUUGAUUUCACGUCGGAUUGGAGAGGUUGUCGACACUCUUGCAAGUAUGUUGGAGGCAUAGAAGUUGACAGUUGCCAUAAUGGUCUGGAGUUUCAUCUAAGCUGUUCAAUGUUGCCA